Messenger RNA from Racocetra fulgida, 141 nucleotides. The record is from the annotation of a GenBank genome assembly. NCBI's taxonomy places the organism in Eukaryota, Fungi, Glomeromycota, Glomeromycetes, Diversisporales, Gigasporaceae.
CAUUCGAAACCAUCCGUCUACUAAAAACUCACCACCAUCAAGUUCAAGGAGUUCAAUAUCUAAUCAGUUUCCAAAUUUUCAAGAAAUCAUACCUGGAUCUUAUGAUAAUGCUAGAACGUCAUAUUCCAGAUCUAGACCUAG